Schistosoma turkestanicum is the source of this 3348-nucleotide messenger RNA. Lineage: Eukaryota; Metazoa; Platyhelminthes; Trematoda; Strigeidida; Schistosomatidae. The record is from the annotation of a GenBank genome assembly.
CGCGGGUCGCUUCAAUAACAGAUGUCCUUGGUAAGAAUCGUAUGUUAUGAAAUUCACCUUGUUUGUGGGUUUUGGUCGUAAUAGACUUUAAAGUCUUUAGUUCCAAAGAAACUAUUAUCCCGUAAUGUUUGAUAGUCUUUCACGUAUCGGGGAUACAUUUGCGCGGCUACCUUUCUUAUUCUUUGUCGAAUUAGUAGCAACAAAACGUGUUACCUUUCUUUAUGAUUAUUGGAAACUUUAUUCUAAUUGGAUAACAUCAAUUUGUCCAUCUUGUUUGUGUCCAGAUGAAUCUCAUAUCAGGUUUAUUAUAUCAAUCGCUUUCAUUAUAUGCGCAAUCACUUCAGUUAUCUACAUUAAAGGCAUUUUCAUUGUUGUAUUUAUUGUAACAAAUCUUUUUCUUAUUUAUAUCAUGUUCAUGAAUUAUAUGUCGUUAUUAUACACAAUCACAUUACCGACAUCUUCAUCCGCUUUAACCUCUUCUUAUUCUUCUUCUUCUUCGCCCGCCUCCGCUUCCGUCUCCGCCGCGAUUUAUUCCUUCUUGUCAUCAUCACCUUCAUCGUCAUCUUCACUGACAGUACUUAUACGAUGGCAUUGUCUGUUAGGCUGUUUAUUACUUCUUACUUCACUUUUAUUCAUGUUUAUUCAUUCAAUAUUUCGACGUAUACCAUCAUAUAAAUAUAUGAUUAUUACAAUUCUUUAUCUAUCUAUUCUACUUAUCUCUUCAUUACCUAUUCUAAUUAAAUUUUCAUCAAUAGAUUGGACAAAAUCUGAACAAAUUAAAUCAACAACACUACCUAAUCGAUAUUAUUCAUUUCAUCCACGUAUUAUUCAUGCUAAAUUGAGUAUGAGUAGUAAUAAUAAUAAUAGCAACAAUAAUGAUAAUUAUUAUUAUAAUCAUUUUUCACCAACUUGGUUAUUUUAUAUGUAUACCAUGUUUAAACCGAAUUGUUGUGUCAAAUCAUCACUGUCUUCUACAUCUAGCAUAGAUUGUAAUUGUCAAUCAAUUUGUCUAUUUCAACCGAUUCAUUUAUUGUCAUCUGUAUCAUUGAAUAAUGUCGCGAUCAGUAAUGAUGAUGUUGGUGUUGGUGAUGUUCAUGAGAAUCAAUUCAUUAUUAUCUCUCAAUCCAUAUAUCAAUGCGACCUGAUCUUAUCAACAUGUUCUUAUGGUUUAUUUAGUAUAUAUCUGCUAUUAUUGCUGUAUUGUUUAAGUAUAACAGAUAUUUAUGAAAUAUUUAUGUCAUGUAUUGAUAUAGAAUUAGAAUUAUAUCGUAUUGGUCUAGUGGAUUAUAUGACAUUUCAUUGGAAUCGAUUAAAUGUACCACAAAUUCUAAUGUAUUUUUGGUCAUUCAAAGUAAUGUCUGUUAUUGUAUUCGGUUCAAUGUAUUGGAAAAUUAUACCCACUGGUGAUAUGAAUGUAGAUAAAAUCUCAGCAAAAUUAUUCAACUCAUCUACAUUAAGUGAUUAUAAUAAUUUGAAUAUAACAAAUCAAUCUACAUUAUCACUGUUGUAUACAAGAUUAUUUGUUGGCCUAUUUGUACAUGGUUCCGAGACAUGGUUAUCAGUAUGUGGUGCAGCGGCAUUUUUUGGUGCGCUAGCUACAAUAUUUGUUUCAAUGUUAGUCUUUUUAUUAGAUCCAUCCGGUACAGGUACAGCUCGUUUAGCCGGUGUAGUCGCUGAAGCACCAGCUGAUCCACAUGCAUGGAAUGUUAUUGAUGAUCCAGCAUUGGCAUUAGAUCAAAAUGAUGUGAUUGCUUUGGAAUUAUUAGCUAGUACUGGAUGGAAUUGUGCUGUUGUAUUUUUAUUUUUAGCUUUUCAAUCCGAUAUGCCUAAUCUUCCACCAGUUUAUCGUGCAUCAUGCUUUAUGUAUGGUAUUAUGGUAUUGGUGAUUGCGUGUAUACAUCCCAUUCAAGCAUUGAUUAAAUCAUUUUUAUUACGUCUUGGUGCACCUGGUCAACAAACUAAUUGGUCAGAACAUAUUAGACCAUUAUGUUUUUGUAUUGUGCUGAUUAUUGCUGCAUUCAAUAUGUUUACUAGUCUACCGAAAAUAUUAACCAAUGACAAGUUGGAAUAUAUUCGUCAUAUGAAUCAUAGUGAAGAGAAUACAUCCUAUUUAGCUGUCUUAUCACAUAUUGGUUCAUCGGAGGAAGCUAUACUGGCAAGACGAUUAAGAAUAUUUUUGAGUGGUUGUCAAUUAUUAAUUAGUUUAUUGGUUACAUUGAUUGAAUAUGCUAUUUAUCAAUAUUCAUAUCGUUAUCCUAAUUGGACUGGGUUUCAACCGACAAUAUUUUGGACAAAAGUGAUUAGUUCAGUAAUUGAUUAUUUUAUUUCAUUAUUAUCAUUUCUCACUGUAUGUUGGUUGGUAUUCUAUGAUUCAUUUGGUCUAUGUCGUCUAUUUAUUAUAUGUUGUUAUUUCACAUUAGUUUUAUAUCCAUCUGCACGUAGAGCAUAUGUAUGGAUGAAAUGGCGUUUAUUAUGCACAAAACGUAUGAAUGAUUUAGUGAAUCCAAAUAAAUUACAAUUAGAACGUUAUGGGGAUACAUGUCCAAUAUGUUUUGCUGAAAUGACUAUUACAACAGCGAAAAUUACUCGUUGCGGUCAUUUGUAUCAUUCAGAAUGUCUUAUACAAUGGAUGAAGCAUAAAUUAACCUGUCCAAUAUGUCAAUCAGAUUUAUUAUCAACUAGAGUUACAAAUAAACGACGUGAAGCAACAACAACUACUAAUACUACUACUACCAGUAGUAGUAGUAGUAAUGGUUCAUUGCAAGAACACAUAGAUGCGGGAAUCGAAUAAAAUUCAGUUGACCACACAUACACGAACACAAAUCCAGAAUGCUCAGAAUGUACAACUUUAUUUAUUAUUAUUGUUAUUGUUAUCAUUAUUAUUAUGAUUAUCAUAAUCUUUUCACUGUGUCAACCCUUUCCAUAAUAAAAAAAUCAAAGCAGAUAAAACCAACUAACCAAACCAAGGAGAGUGAUCAUCCCUUCAAUAAUGAUAAUAAUGUAAAUGAAAAAUUGUUAAUUAUUUUUAAUGCCUUCACUGGAAAAAACUGUACACAUUAAAUUAAGUAAUUUUGUUUUGUUUUUUUUGUUGGUUUUUGUUUUAAAGAAUUAAAAAAAAAAUAUGGAAGGCAUUAUUGAGUUGAAACGCCCGCCAAAAACAAACAUCUGCGUGUGUGUGUGUGCAUGUGUGUACGUGACUUAUUGUUAUCACAUUCGCACACACAUACACACAAACACACAUUAUAUUAUAUUAUAGUAGUACAUAAACAGAGAGAAAAAUGUACACUACAUUUUUUUCGACAUGUAAUAUGUCUAUUUUUGCAAGAUGAAGAAAAAAUAAACGAAAAU